Messenger RNA from Galeopterus variegatus (Sunda flying lemur), 2489 nucleotides. RefSeq names its product zinc finger and SCAN domain containing 31 (gene ZSCAN31). Bases 95 to 1402 code for a protein of 435 amino acids. Gene Ontology annotation, molecular function: RNA polymerase II cis-regulatory region sequence-specific DNA binding; DNA-binding transcription factor activity. The record is from RefSeq and is a predicted model, not a curated record. Gene Ontology annotation, biological process: regulation of transcription by RNA polymerase II. Lineage: Eukaryota; Metazoa; Chordata; Mammalia; Dermoptera; Cynocephalidae. The transcript has 4 exons.
GUGUUUCCACCUAAAGAAAAUUGAAUCAUGAUAUCUUAAACCACAGUUAUCCCUCCACCCCAAACCAGAGUGAGCCUUCUACGUUAAUCCCAGAAUGGCAUCAACAGAGAAACAGGAUGGACUUAAGAUUGUGAAGGUGGAGGAAGACCCUAUGUGGGACAGAGAAACCUGCCUCCAAGGGAGCAACUUUUCUGGCCAGGAGGCCUCCCGCCAACUUUUUAGGCAAUUUUGUUACCAAGAGACUCCUGGUCCCCGAGAAGCUCUGAGCCGGCUCCGGGAACUCUGUUACCAGUGGCUGAGGCCAGAGUCUCACACCAAGGAACAGAUCCUGGAGCUGCUGGUGCUGGAACAGUUCCUGAUCAUCCUGCCUGAGGAGCUCCAGGCCUGGGUACGGGAGCACCAUCCGGCGAGUGGGGAGGAGGCGGUAGCUGUGGUUGAAGAUCUGGAGCAAGAUCUUAGUGAACCAGGAAGCCAGGCCCCAGAUCAUGAACAUGGACAUUCUGAAGUGCUCUCAGAAGAUGUGGAACAUUUGAAGUCCAAGCAGGAAUCAAAAGUCAUCCAGCUUCAGUCCAUGGUCACACAGCUCAAAUAUGUAUCUUUUGGCCUCCACCAUUUUCGAGAACAAGGGGGUGAAACUAUACCUGAAAACCAAGAGUUGGCAUCAAAGCAAGAAGUCUUAAAAGAAAUGGAACAUUUUGGGGAUAGCAGACUCCAAAGAGAUGUUCCUCUGGAUUCUAAGGACAGAGAAUCUUGUAAACACAAGAGCAGGGUAGAAAAGCAGUGGGGACACCUCACCGGAGAGAGACGUCACAGGUGCAAUGAAUGUGGGAAAAGCUUCACUCAGAGUUCAGUCCUCAUUCAGCACCAGAGAAUCCAUACUGGGGAGAAGCCGUAUGAAUGUGAAGAAUGUGGGAAAGCCUUCAGCCAGAGGUCAGGCCUGAAUGAGCAUCAGCGGGGCCACACUGGAGAGAAACCUUAUCAAUGUAAGGACUGUGGGAAAGCCUUCAGUGCCACCAAUGGCCUCAUUAGACACAGAAGAAUCCACACAGGGGAGAAACCAUACGAAUGUGAAGUGUGUGGGAAGGCUUUCCGCCUCAGCUCGUAUCUUGUUCAGCAUCAGAGGAUACACACUGGAGAGAAGCGCUAUCAGUGUAAUGAGUGUGGCAAAGCCUUCAGUCAGAAUGCAGGGCUUUUCCAGCAUCUCCGAAUCCACACUGGUGAGAAACCCUAUCAGUGCAGUCAGUGCAGUAAAAGCUUUAGCAGGCGGACACUCCUUAUGAAACAUCAGAGAAGCCACACUGGAGAGAGACCGUAUGAGUGUGAUGAGUGUGGGAAAGCCUUCAGUCAUCACUGCAACCUGAUUCGGCAUUUUAGAAUCCAUACUGUUGCCAAACUGGACUAACUUCGUGGACUCCUAAAGGGGCCAUCUUGGAAAAUAAAGAAUCCAAGAUUAAAAAUAUGGAGACGAACAGCAAGAAAAAGGAGCUGUCCUUCGAGCAGGAAACACCUGAAGACGCGUAACCCCCUAAAACAAUCCUAUGCAGACCUCGAAAAAAGCGUUUUUCAGAGCCUCAAAUGCAACAGAAGCAGUGAGUGGGCAAAGCUACAAUGGAAAAAAGAGGUUCAAGUGUGGCGAGCGUAGGAAGGGUUCUAGCUAGUUCUGGGACCUCCGAAUCCACCUGAGGAUCUGCACCGGGGGAAAAGCCGUACGAGUGCGCCGAGUGGAGGAAGGCGCUCCGACCCGACCGAGCUCCCGCAGCGGCCGGAGGGCGGCGCCGCUCCCGCUGUGAGCGCUUGGACAGCGCCUUCCGCCGCGGUUCGCGCACACGCAUGCGCGGCCGGCGGCCAGGACUCCCGCCGGAGCGCGUCCUUCCCCCUUGUGUCCGCACUGAGAGCAGGCCGCCCGCGUGCGAGGACUGCAGCAAGCACUUCAUCAAGAGCUGCAAACUCGUCCAGCACCGGCGCGUACAGACACAGGCCUUAAGAGUGCGGCGAAACGUUGAACUGGGGUUCCGACCGCGUCCAACGCCAGAGGGUCCGCGUGGGGGAGAGGCCCUGUCAGUGUGAGGGGUGCGGCAAUGCCUUCGGUCAGAGCCCAGCACUUCCUAAGCAUAAGAAAACCCAUCCAAAGAGUCAAGGGAAAAAACCUCAUUGGUAGUGUGAUGGAAAGCGUUCAGGCAGAGCAUGAAUAAGUGUAGAUGAAUCAUGGAUGAGAGUGAAAGAAGUGAGCGCUUAAUUCUCAUACCAGGAGGGCAUCCUACUACACUGAGAACAAAUUACGUCUUCUAUCAGAACCUGCAUUUUACUGCUAGCAGUAGUCAAAACCGGUACUAAACCGGCUGUGCGUCAUACAGGUGUUUAAUAUCACAUGAUAAAUAAAACAGACCUUGAGGCUGCACUGACACUGACUCAGGCCUUACUUUGGAAUACAAAUUCUACUUAUACACACGGCAUAGCCAGAGAUUUAGUUAACCUGGGUACUUUGGUAA